AUGAGUGGCAGCAAGUCAGUGGCGAUAAGUGGUGGUGGCGGAGACUGGUACAGGGCGCCAUUCACGGCGGUUCAGUGGCAGGAGCUGGAGCAUCAAGCUUUAAUAUAUAAGUACUUGGUGGCGGGGGUGCCUGUCCCUUCUGACCUUGUUUUGCCGAUUAGACGGAGCUUGGAGGCUCUAUCUGCUAAGUUGCUCCAUCAUCCUGCCUUGGGAUAUACGAAUUUAAGUUUGUACUACGGGAAAAAGUUUGAUCCUGAACCAGGGAGGUGCCGGAGGACAGAUGGUAAAAAGUGGAGGUGCUCGAAAGAAGCUUUUCACGAAUCAAAAUACUGUGAGCGCCACAUGAACCGUGGUCGUAAUCGUUCAAGAAAGCCUGUGGAAUCUCAAUCAACUGCCAAAGGGGGGAGCUACCAGAAUGUUAUUAGCACUGCAACUGUAUCUGCAACUGCAAAAUCGUUGUAUCCCAUCACCACUAAUUCGGGGACAGGUAGUUAUAAUUUUGGAAUCAAUGGAUCAAAGUUGCAGCUGGAUACUAUUCCGUAUGGGAUCAACACCAAAGAUGUUAGGUAUUCUCAAGAACAAACAGUAACAGUGAAUGUUGAUAAUCAAAAUUACACAUCGAAUUUGUGUGGUGAUAGCGAUGAUUUAGACAAUUCUUGGUCUUGCCAAGUUGUUACAAAUUCUUCCUCCUUGUUGUCAGAGCCACAAAACGAUUCAUACUCCAAUACUUUUGAGCCCAUUCCCAUGUCCAUGAUCGAUGAUGAUGCUAAUAAUUCCAUUUCCAUGUCAUCAUCAUCAUCAUCAUCAAAACAACAAAGUCAACAACAUUUUUGCUUUUUUGGUGGUGAAAUUGACCAACGAACGUGCUUUCAUACAGCUGUUUUUGAUGAUGCCAGCUGUGCAAGAGAUGCUAUGACUAGUGUUGUAUAA
Messenger RNA from Lactuca saligna, 930 nucleotides. The record is from the annotation of a GenBank genome assembly. Lineage: Eukaryota; Viridiplantae; Streptophyta; Magnoliopsida; Asterales; Asteraceae.